AGAUGCCUUUACAGAAAAAGGCGCAGUCUUUUGGCCAAGUCGUUUUACAAACCUCAACAUAUCCGAAAAAAGUUGCUAAUAUUACAAUACAAUAUUGCGGGUGCACAUGUAUUUGUUUAAUCAGCUAAUGGUAGAUAGUCAGUUUCUCCUUUAGCAAUUUAGCUAGCUAGCCAUCUAGCUGUGCUAGCCAAGCCUGUCAAUUCAGCGGAUGAACUUGGUAUUCUGUGUAGACGCCGACAUCAGACGUAGGGCCGUGUGAGGAAGCUGAGAAAAUAUAUUGGGAGUAUUCAACUAGCUAGCAGUACGUGUUGAAUUUAACGGCAGCAUAACAUUUUACCUGCGCAUUUGUUUAUGAAAUGUUCAGAACGUUAGCGUUCGGAUCUCAACCAAACAACAUGGAUCAGAAUGACAAAAGGAUUUGCACGAAUAAAACCCAUACAUUUACUGGUGACCAGUCACUUCACUGAGAGACCACGACACUUGAUUUCUGGACACGUACUUGCCGCCACAAUGAGAUAAUACAGCAGCAGAUAAUACAGCUGUGACAUUUGUCCACCCUGAGUUAAUUUCCACAAUCCAACAUGACCACACCAGCUCUACUGCCACUGUCGGGCCGCAGGAUACCCACCCUGUCACCCGGCGCUGCCUCUUUCCCACACCACAGGGCCACCCUGAGGCUCUCGGAGAAGUUUAUCCUGCUCCUCAUCCUCAGUGCCUUCAUCACUUUAUGCUUUGGAGCUUUCUUCUUCCUCCCGGACAACUCAAAACACAAGCGCUUCGACCUGGGCUUGGAGGACGUGCUGAUUCCGCACAUUGAGGCGCCCAAGGGAGCUAAGCAUCCUGGUGGACAGGUGGUCAUACAUGGACAGGGGGACCAUGAUGAACACAGACACAGGGAGGAGGCGGAGAGCCUGCGGGAUAAGAUCCGAGCAGACCACGAGCGGGCGUUGCAGGAAGCCAAGGAGAAGCUGAGGAAGUCCCGGGACGAGCUGCGGGCUGAGAUCCAGACUGAGAAGAGCAAGGUGCUGGAGGACCUGAAGAAGGAGGGGCCCAAGCCGUUACCACCGGUCCCCAUGCCCAAGGUGGUGGGGGUCAACGAUGGAGACCCCGGGGAGCCCGACAUCAAGGAGAAACGAGACAAGAUCAGAGAGAUGAUGAAGCAUGCGUGGGACAGCUACAGACAGUACGGAUGGGGACACAACGAGCUGAAACCUCUCGCCAAGAAAGGACAUUCCACCAAUAUCUUUGGUAAUUCCCAGAUGGGGGCCACCAUAGUAGACGCCUUAGACAGCCUGUACAUGAUGGGACUUCACGACGAGUUCAAGGACGGACAAGAGUGGAUAGAGCAGAACCUGGACUUCAGUGUGAACGCUGAGGUGUCUGUCUUCGAGGUCAACAUCCGCUUCAUUGGAGGACUGCUUGCCGCCUAUUACCUCUCAGGACAGGAGGUGUUUAAGGUGAAGGCGGUUCAGUUGGCUGAGAAGCUGCUCCCAGCCUUCAACACUCCCACAGGCAUCCCCUGGGCCAUGGUCAAUCUCAAGAGUGGUGUGGGUCGUAACUGGGGCUGGGCGUCAGCAGGCAGUAGUAUCCUAGCAGAGUUUGGAACCCUCCACAUGGAGUUUGUCCACCUCACUUACCUCACCGGGAACCCUGCAUACUAUCAGAAGGUGAUGCACAUACGGAAGCUGCUGGCCAAAAUGGACCGACCCAACGGGCUCUACCCAAACUAUCUGAACCCUCGUACCGGCCGCUGGGGCCAACACCACACAUCAGUUGGAGGUCUGGGGGACAGUUUCUAUGAGUACCUGCUGAAGGCCUGGCUCAUGUCAGACAAGACUGACACAGAGGCACGCAAGACCUACGACGACGCUAUCGAGGCCAUCGAGCGUCACCUGAUCCGUAAGUCCAACGGCGGCCUGACGUUCAUCGGAGAGUGGAAGAACGGCCACCUGGAGAGGAAGAUGGGUCACCUGACGUGCUUUGCCGGUGGAAUGUUCGCUCUGGGGGCCGACGGCUCGCCUGACGACAAGGCUGGACACUACCUACAGCUGGGAGCUGAGAUCGCACACACCUGCCACGAGUCCUACGACCGCACCGUGUUGAAGCUGGGUCCAGAGGCCUUUAAGUUUGACAGUGGUCUGGAGGCAGUGGCAGUACGUCAGAAUGAGAAGUACUACAUCCUGAGGCCAGAGGUCAUCGAGACCUACUGGUACAUGUGGAGGUUCACCCACGACCCCAAGUACAGGCAGUGGGGCUGGGAAGCAGCACAGGCCAUUGAUAAGUACUGCAGGGUCAGCGGUGGAUUUUCUGGGGUCAAGGACGUCUACUCGUCCAACCCAACCUACGACGAUGUCCAGCAGAGCUUCUUCCUGGCCGAGACGCUCAAGUAUCUGUACCUGUUGUUCUCCAGUGAUGACCUGAUGCCUUUGGAGAGCUGGGUGUUCAACACGGAGGCCCACCCCCUGCCGGUACUGCACCUGGCCAACCUCACCCUCCCAGGGAGCCAGGCCCAGCGGUAGAGACCAGUGGCCCUGCCUGCCUCCAUCUCUUUCUCUCACUGCUACAGACUGCAGAAGGAGAGCGCUCAGACCACUGCAGAGUGGAGGUCACUGAAACAAUAGCCUUUCUCGCUCGCUCUCCUUUCAUUCUCUGGCUCGUACUCUUUCUAUAGCUCUCUCUGCUUUUCGUCAGGAUGGAGGGUGCGUUCGACUUUUGUGAUUGGCUGGGAAGUCCUCCUAUUCGUCGUUACUUUUUUGUUGAAACACAGAGCCACAAUCAGGAAGCUUGAUUUGUUUUGGCCAAACUGUCUCUUAAUGGACGCACACAGGAGCAAGACAGUGUCAGAACAAACAGACAGAUGGACCUUCCUCUGAAGGGAUGUGUAUGUUUCAGACAGACCGACAGACUGACAGUCAAACCGAAGACUAUGGGAUCUAUGGGGUUUGUUUUCUUUUGUCAUUUUGUGUCCUGGAUGCUGAUUGGCGGGGACACGACAGACUGCGACCGUCCUAGUCCUUCUGCCAUUUCCUGUCUUACUCUGAACUUUGACCUGGAACUGUCUGUGUCACUUUGUGGAUGGGAGCAACGGCUUCAUGCCUACCCUCCUGGAACCUUUGAAAAGUGGACCGGGGAUAUGGAACUAUUUUCAAUAGCAUUCUCUAUGCUACAUUCUGCCGUUUCUGUAUACUUUCUGCUCUUUCUGUCACACACACACUCUCUCUCUCCCUCUGUAUCGCCCUCUCCUUCCAUCCCUUAUGAUUAGCAGGUGACGUAGCUUAGCCUGGCCUCAUGUUGUUGCUGCUAUUCAACCGAUGCUGCAUCUCUACCUCGUCUUACCACACCAUUCCAACUCCCUCCAUCUUCUUUUUCUUGUCAUUCUUCACUUCUCCAAUCACGCCUUUCUAGCCUGGUAAACUUCCGUUCCUGUCUUUUCCAUAAAUCACUACCACUCCACAGGCAGAUUGGGACAAGGCUUGUUUUGGUAGUGUUUUCUGUCUGCUGAUUAAAUGGCCCCUAUAGAUAAAUUGUUAUGCACUUUGUUGUUUGUAUUACUAAGAGGGAAAAGAGUUACACCACUGUCGGAGCUGAAGACACAAAGCCCUCCAUUUAUAAUCCCUGUGUCUUUAACAUGGACCCAUAGUGUUGCACUGCCACUGAUGGGUUGGGCCUGGAGUUGUUACUCUUCAGGAACAACUCCUCACCCUGCUGAUAGGAUUCUACCCAAACUGUUUCUUCUUCUUAUCCUAAUCACCACUCACAAAUUAGGACUUGGCCUCAGUCACCUGUGCAAUGAGUGUAUGUUGAAUGUUAUGCCAUUCAUUCUCUAUGGACUUGUGUGUUCUAAAUGGAUCUAUUGUGUUUUGUGUGAAUGUGGUUUCUGCAACAGCAGAUGGAACGCAAGGAAGUCUGCUGCGUUCAGUUAUGAAUCUGUGAUUGGUGUGUGGAUGUGGAGGGGAAUGGUUUAGGGGGCUGAAGGUAACACUAGGAAAUAGAAGGGUACCCUGAAAGAAAGAAAAACAUUUUUGUUGGACCUUUACAUUUAUUUAAAGCCUUAUCAAGUGUUACUAUGUGAUGCCUUUCACCAAUACUGUGCUUUUUCAAUAUCAUUUUUUUUACAAAAAGUUGUUCAUACACUAGUUCCUUUUCUAUAAAGCCACCCUGCUGUCCCUCUAGCAGAGCCACCCUGCUGUCCCUCUAGCAGAGCCACCCUGCUGUCCCUCUAGCAGAGCCACCCUGCUGUCCCUCUAGCAGAGACACCCUGCUGUCCCUCUAGCAGAGACACCCUGCUGUCCCUCUAGCAGAGACACCCUGCUGUCCCUCUAGCAGAGACACCCUGCUGUCCCUCUAGCAGAGACACGAUGAUGAUGGGCUGAUUACAGAACCACUCACCUUGCCAAUCAAUAAAGCCAUACAAUGUGUGUCUCUGUUUAGCUAAUUGGUUGGUUUCUGUCACUCAUUUCUCAUGUGUUAACUGAGUACCACCUGUCCCACCAUCUCACCAUUCCUUUUUCCUCUGCCUCUUUUUACUCUGUCACACCCUUUCUACUCCUUCAUAUCCCUAGAAUUUUCUAUUUGUCUCUUUCUCCCCAGCUUAUCCCUCCCCCUGUCCCCAGCUCAGUGUCUCCGUCUCGUGGUGGAGGCAGUAGCAGCAGCCUACUGGUGUAGAACGUUAUGAAGUAUAUGUAUCACUGUUCGCCCCCCUGCCCCCACCUUACUCUCUGACAUUACUGCUUUCUGUCUGGGGAGGAAGCCCAGGCCUUUGGCGCUGUCAGUCGCCGUGAGGAUGUUAAUUUUGAAGGAAAAAAAGGGUUCUGUAUUUGUAUUUUUACUGAACAAAUAAAGACAUGUAAAUAUGUUUAAAUGAGACACAAAUUCAAUAAAGAUGUUCUGAAAAGUGAACAGAAUAACUAAAA
Oncorhynchus nerka (sockeye salmon) is the source of this 4913-nucleotide messenger RNA. RefSeq names its product mannosyl-oligosaccharide 1,2-alpha-mannosidase IB. The transcript has 15 exons. NCBI's taxonomy places the organism in Eukaryota, Metazoa, Chordata, Actinopteri, Salmoniformes, Salmonidae. Gene Ontology annotation, molecular function: calcium ion binding; mannosyl-oligosaccharide 1,2-alpha-mannosidase activity. The record is from RefSeq and is a predicted model, not a curated record. Gene Ontology annotation, biological process: carbohydrate metabolic process; mannose trimming involved in glycoprotein ERAD pathway. Gene Ontology annotation, cellular component: Golgi membrane; endoplasmic reticulum; extracellular exosome. Bases 582 to 2519 code for a protein of 645 amino acids.